CAAGUAAGCGGAGAUUUAGGGGCCUCUCUCAAAACGGCACACUCCUUUUUAUACAUAACCCAGAAGGAGGAAAAAGGCUUCGUUAGCUUUCUGGUUUUGGUUUCUUCUUCCACACUAAUAAAUUCCGACCCUCUCUUGGGAGCUCGUCUUCUCCUUUUGACCAAGUGAGAGACCCUCCUCCUCCACCUGAGGUUUUCUCAACACUCAACAGGCUAAAAUUAUUGCUCCUGUCUCCAAGAAAAGAAAUCUUUAACCACGGGUGACUCGGAUUCUUCGACAAGGAAUAAGAAUUUCAAAUCCCCGUAAAAGAGAGAGAACGGAAAAUGGUUGCGGCUUUAUCGGCUUGGCCUUGGGAAAACCUCGGCAAUCUCAAGUAUCUACUGUACGGUCCGUUAGCAGCACAAGUGAUCUAUUCGAGGGUUCAUGAGGAAGAGAACACAAGGGCCACUCUCUGUCUGCAUAUUCUGAUCCUCUCUGCGCUUAGAGGUCUUGUUCAUGUCUUAUGGAGCUCUUUCGCCCACAUGUUGUUCUUGACUCGGACUCGCCGUAUCAAUCCACAAGGUGUCGACUUCAACCAGAUUGAUCACGAAUGGAACUGGGACAAUUUCAUACUUCUCCAAGCCAUAAUAGCAAGCAUGGUCUGUUACAUGUCUCCAUUGGUGAACAGCCUUCCCCUCUGGAAUCCAAGAGGCAUUAUUGCGUUAAUUGUCUUCCAUGUGACAAUUUCAGAGCCAUUAUACUACAUUGCUCAUAGAUGCUUACAUGGAUACAACCGCCUCUUCACUCAUUACCACUUGCAUCACCACUCUUCUCCAGUUCCACACCCCAUGACAGCUGGAAAUGCAACGUUCUUGGAACAUCUUAUCCUCUGUAUGGUAAUAGGAGUUCCUUUGAUUGGCUCUUGCUGGUUGGGGGUUGGAUCGACGAGCUUGUUCUACGGACAUGUUCUUGUGUUUGAUUUCUUGAGAUGUUUGGGGCAUUGCAAUGUCGAGAUCGUCUCACACAACAUGUUUGAUACCUUCCCUUUCCUCAGAUAUCUCCUCUACACGCCAACGUACCAUAGUCUGCAUCACAGAUACAUGAAGACCAACUUCUGCCUCUUUAUGCCUCUCUUCGACGCUCUGGGAAACACAUUAAACCCCGGCUCGUGGGAACUCCACCGGAAAUUCAGUUCGGGUCCAGAGGAGAACAAGAGGGUGCCGGAUUUCGUGUUCCUGGCCCACGUUGUGGACGUGUCAUCAGCAAUGCACUCGCCGUUUGUGUUCAGAUCAUUCAGUUCACUGCCUUACACAUUCAGGAUUUUCUUGUUGCCGAUGUGGCCAGGGACGUUUCUGGUAAUGCUGCAUUCCUGGUUGUUCUACAACCUCAGGGACAAGCUUUGCCAGACCUGGGUCGUCCCCAGAUUCGGCUUCCAAUACUUUUUGCCAUUUGCAACUCAAGGCAUUAACGACCAGAUCGAAGAUGCUAUUCUGAGGGCUGACAGACUUGGUGUCAAAGUUAUUAGCUUAGCUGCGCUCAAUAAGAACGAGGCUUUGAAUGGAGGAGGAACGCUGUUUGUAAACAAGCAUCCGAACCUGAGGGUUAGGGUGGUGCAUGGAAACACGUUAACGGCAGCUGUCAUUCUCAACGAAGUCCCAAAAGAUGUAGAAGAGGUGUUCCUGACAGGGGCCACUUCUAAACUCGGAAGAGCCAUUGCUCUUUACCUCUGUCGCAGGAGAGUUCGAGUUCUUAUGUUGACACUAUCAACGGAAAGGUUUCAGAAGAUUCAAAAGGAGGCAGCAGUGGGACACCAGAACUACCUUGUACAAGUGACCAAGUACCAAGCUGCCCAACACUGCAAGACGUGGAUAGUGGGGAAAUGGUUGACGCCGAGGGAACAGAGGUGGGCGCCAAAGGGAACGCAUUUCCAUCAGUUUGUGGUGCCUCCUAUCCUCAGGUUCAGGAAGAACUGUUCCUAUGGAGAUCUUGCUGCCAUGAGGCUUCCCCCUGAUGUCAAUGGCCUUGGCACCUGCGAGUACACGAUGGAGAGAGGAGUGGUUCACGCUUGCCACGCAGGAGGAGUGGUUCACAUGCUGGAGGGUUGGGAUCAUCAUGAGGUGGGCGCCAUUGACGUUGACCGCAUCGAUAUCGUCUGGUCUGCUGCCUUGCGUCUCGGCUUCGCCCCUCCCUCUCCUCCGCCCUCCUAGUCUCUUUCUUUUUCACUCCACUUCGUUAUACCUCCACUUUUUUUUUUUUUAAGAAGAAAAAAUUCAUAUUGGGUUUUCCCAAAUGAGCAUGGUGACGACCAUUAGCCGUUCAGGUUUAGACAGCCUCGCCCUAAGCCAUGUGCCAACGAAACAUGAUCCACUACAAGCCUCUAUGUUUGAAGAGGCCUCCCUUGGCUUCCUUUGUUUUGUCUACUCGAUUCUUUUGUCUAACGUCUCUACUGAGAUGAAAGGUAGCUUCUAUUUUCAUGACCAUAACUCUGAAUACAUUUACAUAUGGGGUGAAUCAGACCCCAAGUUUCCAUCCUGAUAA
Molecule: messenger RNA, 2517 nt
Organism: Tarenaya hassleriana
Lineage: Eukaryota; Viridiplantae; Streptophyta; Magnoliopsida; Brassicales; Cleomaceae
Product: protein ECERIFERUM 3-like
Biological process (GO): lipid biosynthetic process
Molecular function (GO): oxidoreductase activity; iron ion binding
Source: RefSeq, a predicted model, not a curated record